Messenger RNA from Xenia sp. Carnegie-2017, 1350 nucleotides. Its product is annotated as olfactomedin-like protein 2A. Bases 505 to 1200 code for a protein of 231 amino acids. The transcript is spliced from 3 exons. The record is from RefSeq and is a predicted model, not a curated record. NCBI's taxonomy places the organism in Eukaryota, Metazoa, Cnidaria, Anthozoa, Malacalcyonacea, Xeniidae. Gene Ontology annotation, biological process: signal transduction.
AAUCUUCACUGACUGACUUUAUUCAAUGCACAAUACUUUGUUUCUUUGUUGACGAGAAUCCCAGGCUUUCGAACAAUGCUAUCAUAAAUAUUUUUUCUCUGAUCUUGACUUGAAAUAACAUAAACCAAGUUUGUUAUCCCAAAGCUUGUUUUGAAUAAGGCAAAGGAUUCAUAUUAACGUAGAGACUCAGAAUGUUGAAUUAAUGAUUCGAUACCAAAGGAAAUUUAAUGCGGUCGACCAACUGCGUUUUCGUCUAUAGUGUUUCACCUGCAUGCAUGUGUUUCCUUAAACGCUGACAAACUUGUGAAUCCCUUUUUUUAUGGAAUAACAUCGAUUGUUUCCCGUUAUCUCGUCGACAGAUUCUUGAAGCUACAAUAAAAAAAAGGAGAGGAAUAACCAAUCUUAAAAAUAAAGUAAAUGUGAAUUCAGAAGAUAAUUGCAAGAGGAUUAAAAGUUGGUGAACCAAUUGUUCACCAUCAUUCAGGACUCUAUAGUGGAGCUUGGAUGAGAGAUCCACUUCGUCUUCUCGGUGCUGAUAAAAUAUGGUAUAUAAAUGGUCAUAUUGGAAAUAAGGUGUUGGAGUUUCAAACCAUGGAUCAUUUUAAAUCCGGUGUUGUUUCUAAAACGUACACUAUGCCAUACAAUAUUUAUGGUACUGGAUCAGUUGUCUAUGGUCGAUAUCUCUAUUUCCACAGAGAGGGAACUUGCAAAAUUAUACAAUAUGAUUUGGUUGAAGAACAAGUUAAAAAAGAGGCAUGUCCAAUUAUACAUAUAAAAUCAGGAAAUUACAGCUACCAAUGGGGUGGCAACACUGGGGUUGAUUUGUCUGUCGACGAGAGUGGUUUAUGGGUUAUAUGGGCUUAUAAAGGGUAUAAUGGACACUUAUGUGCUACGUUAGUGGACACUUUGACCCUUUCGCAUCUAUAUGGUUACUGCGGUAUUUCAUCAGAAUCAAAAGAUAAAAUGGGAAACGCAUUCGUGGCCUGUGGCAUAGUUUACAGCAUUGAUGAUUGCCAUAAAACCUCCACAACCAUCAACUACGCUUAUGAUACUGGAAAAAGAACUGGAUCUAAUCCAAAUAUAAAAUUCACCAACAAAUUUGGAUACAACACCAUGGUGACGUAUAACCCUCGUGAGAAGGUGCUGUAUGCAUGGGACAGAUAUCGUCAGAUUACCUACCCACUAGAGUUUGAAGAAUGAAAUCUUACAAUGAAAUAUUGGGUUUCGUACAACUUUAUAGCUUGGUAAGAAUCAUAGAUGUUAGAAAAUGAGCAUUGUAUUUACUUACUGAAUAUUCGCCUGUUAUUUUUUGGCUCUGAAUCAAUAAAUUCCAUUAAGCAUUGCUCUUUA